AGUUCUCAAAAUUAAAUGUUUAUUCACUGAUUGUAAGUAUCGUGGAUUCGGGGAUUCUCGUUUUCUCAUCAUAUAAACUGGUUUCAAUUUAUGAUCAAAAAUAUUUCUUCUAGUAGUUAAGAAUACGUUCAUAAGAAUAACUUUAGUGAAGUGACAAUUUCUUAUAGGUUUAUCAAAAAUAAACAAGGAUUUGCUUAUUAUUUGUUCAAAAUACUAGUAGAAGGCAUUCCAACACUUCCUAUGAUGAUCCUUUAUAUAUUGAUGAUAGUUUAUUUAUCAAAUGAAGUCGCGGCCCAAGUAGAUUUUGAUUCACCAUGUUCAGAUAUAUUUCAUUAUGAAAAUCAAACAGAAUCGAAUAGAUGGUUUGGAGUUAUAUCGAUUAGAACUCUUGAAGACCUCACAGGAGUUUGGAUUACAGUGAUAUUAGAUCGUAGAGCAGAAUUAUUGGGGAACUGGUUUGGCGAAUCAUUCACCACAGAUAACAAGGAGUUCCGUAUUACUAAUCCUAAUUAUGUCCUUGAAGCAGGUCCGCCGGUAUCUGUAAGAUUUUUCGUACAAUACUCUCCAACAGAUAGAACAAUCCCUAAAUUGGAAACUAUAAGACUGAAUGGCAAAACUAUUUGUAGCCGAAAUAGUACUGAACAUAAAAACGUUCCCACAUUGCAUUUAAGUAAACCUACCCCUACUGCAAUCCAUACAUCCAAUGGGGGUAAUAGGGAAUAUUAUACCUCAAAUACUGAUAAAGUUUAUGUUUCAACAGAGAGUACUUCAUUCUCGGGAACUAGAAGGCCUUCCGUCAAUUCAAAUGAUGAUAAUUAUAACGCCAUUACGAGACCUCAAAUAACUGGAACAGGAGCAAAUAUCGACAGGAACGAUUAUAAUAGGGAACCUCAGACCCAAAAAACAGGUGGUAAUAUUCGUGAUUCAAAUAGAAAUACAUAUUCUGAUAAUUCUAAAUCAAAUCAACUAUCUACUAAGGAUGACAAUAGAGGUCACUCUAAAAAAGAAACAGAUACAAACCGUAUAAGUCAUGUUCCGUUAAAUGCAGAAGAUGAUUUUUUCCAGGGAGAUUUUCAUGUCCCCAAUGACUCAGAUAUACAGCGGUAUAAUAACAGCAAAAAACAACAACAUCAACUUGGUGUAAGUUGUGGUAGUGUAGUUGCAAGACCGAAACCGCUCAUUUCAUUUGGCCAAGAUACAACUCCAGGAGAAUGGCCAUGGCAUGCUGCCGUAUACCGUACCAAAGGAAUUCAACUAAUUUAUAUAUGCGGAGGAACGGUUAUAUCUGAAAAUCACAUUUUAACUGCGGCACAUUGUGUUACAAAAGCUCGUAGCAAAACAAGUGUUGAUCCUCAAAGUUUAUUAGUGUAUUUAGGAAAAUAUAACUUGAAAUCUUUUGGUGCCGAAACACAAGACAGAGAUGUGGAAAAUAUUCAAAUACAUCCUGAUUUCAAUUCAUCUACUUUCUACAAUGAUAUUGCUAUUCUCAAACUAUCCAGACCAAUUGAGAUAACAGACUUUGUUAGGCCUGUCUGUCUAUGGGAAGGUGAUACUAAUUUGGAAUAUUUGACAAAUAAAGAAGGAACAGUAAUAGGAUGGGGAUUCAAUGAAAAAAGAGCUCUCUCAGAAAAAUUAAUGCAAGCAAAAAUGCCCAUAGUUUCGACGAUUAAGUGUAUAUAUUCAAACAGAGAAUUUUUUUCACGUUUCACCUUUGAGAAGAAUUAUUGUGCUGGUUUUAGAAAUGGUACUUCGGUGUGCAAUGGUGACUCAGGCGGAUCAAUGGUAUUUCCAAAAAGAGGAACUAGUGGUCAAAAUACUAUUUGGCAGAUUAGAGGAUUAGUGUCUGUAGGUGUAGCAUUACAAACCGAAGGAGUGUGCGAUACGUCACAAUAUAUCAUAUUUACAGAUGUUGCUAAACACUUGUCAUGGAUACGACAGAUUAUGAAUUCUAAUAAUAAAUGAUAAUAAAUAGUGUUUUAACUUU
Diorhabda carinulata is the source of this 1984-nucleotide messenger RNA. RefSeq names its product transmembrane protease serine 11G-like. Lineage: Eukaryota; Metazoa; Arthropoda; Insecta; Coleoptera; Chrysomelidae. Gene Ontology annotation, biological process: proteolysis. The transcript has 9 exons. Gene Ontology annotation, molecular function: serine-type endopeptidase activity. The record is from RefSeq and is a predicted model, not a curated record. The coding region runs from base 241 to 1962 and encodes 573 amino acids.